Messenger RNA from Tupaia belangeri chinensis (Chinese tree shrew), 1186 nucleotides. It is a transcript of the gene TLE5, whose product is annotated as TLE family member 5, transcriptional modulator. Gene Ontology annotation, biological process: negative regulation of canonical Wnt signaling pathway; regulation of DNA-templated transcription. The transcript is spliced from 7 exons. Gene Ontology annotation, molecular function: transcription corepressor activity; protein binding. Bases 215 to 640 code for a protein of 141 amino acids. The record is from RefSeq and is a predicted model, not a curated record. NCBI's taxonomy places the organism in Eukaryota, Metazoa, Chordata, Mammalia, Scandentia, Tupaiidae. Gene Ontology annotation, cellular component: nucleus; transcription regulator complex.
GGGGCAGAGGGGGCGCCUGCAGCUGGCCGGCCCCUGCCUCGGGCGGCCCUGACCCGGCCGCCGCCCCCCGCAGGGCUCCUCGCACCUCCCCCAGCAGCUCAAAUUCACCACGUCCGACUCCUGCGAUCGCAUCAAGGACGAGUUCCAGCUGCUGCAGGCUCAGUACCACAGCCUGAAGCUGGAGUGUGACAAGCUGGCCAGCGAGAAGUCGGAGAUGCAGCGUCACUACGUGAUGUACUAUGAGAUGUCCUAUGGGUUGAACAUCGAGAUGCACAAGCAGGCCGAGAUCGUCAAGAGGCUGAACGGGAUCUGUGCCCAGGUCCUGCCUUACCUGUCGCAGGAGCACCAGCAGCAGGUGCUAGGAGCCAUCGAGCGGGCCAAGCAGGUCACCGCCCCGGAGCUGAACUCCAUCAUCCGGCAGCAGCUCCAAGCCCACCAGCUGUCCCAGCUGCAGGCGCUGGCCCUGCCCCUGGCCCCGCCGCCUGUGGGGCUGCAGCCGCCGUCGCUGCCGGCUGUGAGCGCGGGCUCGGGCCUGCUGUCGCUGUCGGCGCUGGGCUCCCAGGCCCACCUCUCCAAGGAGGACAAGAACGGGCAUGACGGCGACACCCACCAGGAGGACGACGGCGAGAAGUCAGAUUAGCGCCCGGGCGGAGGGUGGGGAGACAGGCACAGGGCGAGGGCGAGGGAGGUCAGCGGAGCCCCAGCUCGGGUGUGCCGGGCGCCUGCCGGGACCCCAGCCCUGCCCUGUGCUGCCCCUCACUCUGGCUCCCACCCCGUCCGGCCUCCCUCUUCCCCUGCAGCCCAGAUAGGUGAGCACCCGCUCAGGCCACAGGCUGAGGCCUGGAGGGGCUGCGGGGGCCCAGGUCCGAGGGAGCAGCACCUCAAGCAGCCCAGUGUCCCCGGCACCCCCGUCCGCAGUCCACACUCCUGUAACUGACAGUCCGCCCGGCCGGGCCUCCACCGCACUGCAUGCGCCGCUGCCCCUCCCGCCUGGGCGCCCCGCGGUCCGGCCCCAGCUGUGCUCCUCCACCUCCCGCCCCACGCACCUCCUCGCUAGCCCCGUACCCCCUGGUCCUCGCCCCUCGCCCACGACGGGACAGAGAGCAAGAUUGGCGGGGACAGCUGAGGUGGGGUGGCAACCAGGAUUUCCCUCCCCCUUCCCAAAUAAAGAUGAGGGUACUGAAGC